GGGCAGGGCCCGCAGCGGAGAGACCGGCACCGGCACCGGGACCCGGUGUGGCAUCCAUGGCAGGAGCCGUGCGCAUUGGGGACCAGCUCAUCCUGGAAGAAGACUACAAUGAAUCCUACGUUCCCAAGGAGCAGGAAAUCCGGGAUUUUGCGCCCACGAUCGGGAUUGACCCCGACAAGGAGUCAGAGCUGCUGUGGCUGGCCAGGGAGUGCCUGGUGACCCCAAUGCCCCCGGAGUGGAAGGCCUGCCAAGAUAUCGCGGGUGGUGACAUCUAUUUCUUCAACUUUGAGAGUGGCCUCUCCUCGUGGGAGCACCCCUGUGAUGAGCACUACAAGCAGCUGGUCAUCCAGGAGAGGGAGAAGCUGCUGGCACGGGGCAGCUUGAAGAAGGAGAAGAAGGAGAAAAAAGAGAAGAAGAAGGACAAGAAGGAGAAGAAGGAGAAGAAAGAGAAGAAGAAGGACAAGAAGGAGAAGCAGCUCCUGAGGCAACUCCCUCCCCCAGGCUCCCAGCUGGCGCCCAUCCAGCCUGCCCUGGGCACCCUGUCUCCUCUCCGGGGCCUCACCCCGUCGUCCAUCGCCCCUCGUGGCUCCCUGAGCCUGGAGCUGGGGAAUGUGCUGGACUCCGGCCUCAUCCCCAGGGAAGGAACGCUGCCUGCAGAGCUCCCAAAGCCCAGCGGCCGCACCCAGAACCUGCUGGAUUUGAUCUCUGAGGAGAAAAGUUCCUUGAGCGUGGCAGUGCCAGAGAAGUGGAGAAAUGAAGAGGAAGAAAGUGAAAAUGAGAGUUUCCAUGGGACCUCUAGGCUGUUAAAAAAUGUGUACCUGGAUGUUGAAGCCCUGGCAGGCAGCUUUGACUUUGAGAAGGAAUCUCUAAAAUCGAGACAUCCUGAAGAAGUGGCAGAGUCUUCCUUGGACUCUGGUGCCGCGUGCCCCCCGUCUCCGGUUCAGCUCCUCUCCAGGGACGCUGCCAGCAGCCUGAACGAGGAGCAGGAGCCUGCUGGGGAUGGAGCAGUGCCCAGAGAAGAUGCUGAGGUGGAAGGAGACGCCUCUGGAGCUGAGGAGGGGGAGAGGAGCACAGCAGGGCCGGCCACGCACGGGGCUGGGGCGGAUCAGCUGCCCAGCCUGGCUGCCACUGCUGACUCCCUGUCCUGUGGAGAAAAGGGGCUGGAUGAAGAGAGGGAAGAAGCAGCAGCUGAUUCAAUAUCAGAGGAUGGGCUGGACGACGGCAAACUUUCAAAGGCAUCCGGGGGCAGUGGCUGUGAGCAGGACCUGCCUGUCUCCAAGUGCUCCGACCAUGAGGUGGUUCAGCCUGUGGGCUUGGGCUUGAAGAGCCAGCUCUCCGAGGAGCUUCUGGGCAUGGGGACUGUGUCUCCUGCUCUGGACAGUCCCCAGUGCCAGGCCCUGGAGCUGGGAGCAGAGGAAAAAGAGCAAAGCAAAGCCAGCGUGGAGGAAGAGCCAAGGAAAAGAACAGAAGCUGCUGAGAGCGAGAGGGAUCUCAGUGCUUGUGAGGCCCCCGGGGAGCGUUCGGGGUUGGAAAAUCCCGGCGGGGCGGAGACGGAGGAGGGAGCCCUGGAUAGCCUGGUGGACCCCGAGGAGCUGCCUGCUCCACAGAACGUGCAACCUGAGAAGGAAAUGGAGCAGUCCUUGAGCCAGCCUCAGGAUGAAUCCCUGGAGGAAAAAGUCAAGGAGGUGGAGACGGAGCUGGAGCAAGAGGAAAUACAUUUAUUUCAAGCAAAGGAGGAGAAAAUCCAGCAAUUCCAGGAGGAGAUGAGGCAGAAGGAGGAGGAGGAAGAAGCUGAAAAGCUUCAUCAGCACAAAGAAAAGCCCCUCAGUGCUCCAGAAGAAGAUUUAGCAAAAUCUGAGCAGGAAGAGGAAGAGUUGCUUCUCAGAGAGGAAAAAGCCAAGAGACUCGAAAAGCUGCGAGCCCAAAUCGCUGCAGAGAUGGAGGCAGAGGAGGAGAGGAUGAGGGCAGAGCAGGAGGCCACGCUGCAGGAGCUCAGGGAGGAGUGGGAAUCCCGGCAGCUGGAGGAGGAGGAGAGCCUGCAGAGGAAGCAGCAGCUUGCCUUGGAGGAAAUGAAGCUGGCAGCGGAGGAAGCCCAGCAGAAGGAGAUGAGCAGGCUGGAACGGGAGAAGGAAGAGUUCCUGAGCCAGCUCAGGGGCAGCUUAGACAGGGAGAAGAAGAAGGCAGCAGAGGAGCUGGAGGAGCAGUUUGCCAGUGAACUCCAGCAGCUGAAGUCUGCAGCAGAGGGGAAGCACCGUGAGGUCAUUUCCAGCCUGCAAGCCCAGCUGGCAGAGGCACAGAGCAGCCAGGAGGCCCAGCUACGUGAGGAGCUGCAGAGAGCAGAUCAGAAAGUGCAGGAAAAAGCCCUUAAAGUGAAGGAAUACGAGCGUGAGCUCAGCGAGCUGAUGAGCGACAGACGCCGGGAGGUGGAGAAAGAGCACGAGAGGAGAAUGGAGAGGAUGAGAGGGGAGCACCGGGAGGCCCUGGCGCGGAUCCAGGAGCAGCACCAGGAGGAGGAGCAGAAGCAGAGGUCGGAGCUGCUGCAGGGGCUGCGCAGCGAGGCUGCACGGCUGCGGCAGCUGCACGACGCCGAGGUCAGGGGGCUGCAGGCAGAGCUGCAGGCGAGGCUGGCUGCCCUGCAGCAGAGGCACAGUGAGAAGGAAAGAAAGCUCCAGGAUUCGGAGAACGAGCUCGAGAUCCGCAUGAAAAACAUCCAGGCCAGAUCGGAGCAGCUCCUGAGCCAGGAGGAGUCCCUGCAGAGGAGGAGGCAGCUGCUGCUGGAUGAGGACAGGCGGAUGCAGCUGGAAAGAGACGAGGCUGCUCUUGCCUCUCAGCUGCGCCUGGAGGAGAGCAGGAAGGAGCACUCCAGCCUGCUGGAGUCCACCCGGCAGCUGUGGAAGACCCUGGAGGAGCUGCAGGACCAGAAGGCUGAGCUGGAGGCUCAGGUGGACUUGCUGCAGAGCCGGAGCCAGAGGCUGCAGAAACGCAUCGGAGAGCUGGAGGAAGCAAUCAGGAGCAAGCAGGAGGCUCUGAAAGAACUGGAGGCAGAAGAAAGUGUGGAAUCUCCAAGAAAGAAAGCCGAACUCUGUGUUGAAGACCUGAGAGAAACUCCUCAAGCUCACUCGUCCAGAGAGCCUUCCCCAGCCUCGCAGAGCCCCGAGGAGAGUGACCUGCAGCUUGGUCGAGUGCAGAGCUACAUCUCGGCCGAGCGGCAGUCCCUGCGCAGCGCCAAGGAGUUCCUGCUGCGCCAGAGCCGCUCCCUGCGCCAGCAGCGCUCGGCGCUCCGGGCUGCCAGGCUGCACUGGGGCCAGGACCUGCGCAGCGCCCAGGGGACCCUGCAGGACCCCCACAGCUCCCAGCUCCUGCAGGGCAUGCGCCAGAGCCUGGAGGAGGAGGCAAAGGAGUUGGACAAGAUGAAGUCGGCCAUGCAGAAAGGACAGGUGCUGCUGAAGAAGAAGGAGGAGAAGCUCAGCCAGCUGGAGUCCUCGCUGCUGGAGGAGCUCUCAGAUGAAGAUAUGCUGAAGAGUUCAGCGUGCAAGAAGGUGGUGACGUUUGAUCUGAGCACCUCUGAGGACACCAGCAGCACGUCCAGCGUGAAUCUGGGCCAGUCGAGGUCUGACCUGAGAAUGGAUUUCUGGCCUGUCCUCCAGCAGGACAAGAUCCAGCACCUGAGGGACUCUGUGCAGAGCAUCUCCAGCGAGCUGAACGGGGUCCUGGGGCUCCUGGACUCCCUGAGCCAGCACCAGUCCCCUCUGCUCACCUCCACAGCCCGCGAGGGCAUCCCUCUGCCCACCUAUCCCUCCUUGGCAGGCCUGGUGGGGGGCAGCUCCCUGGGGAACCCCCCCAGGGUGUCCCCCCUGGACCAGUGGGCCCGGAGCAGCAGGCCCAGCUCUAAUUAUUCCAUCUCAGGGCAGUCAGUGGACAGCAUGCUGACAGAGAAAUGGCACAGGUAUUUCCCAGGUGGGUUCCCAUUGCUCAGUGAGGGUCCUGUGCCUCUGGACAGCAAGCUGGGCUAUGUCCCUGCAGAUGAACAAAUCAGGCUCUUCCAGCAUUCCAAGUUCAGUGAGCCAGAGACAAGGAAUAUUGAGGGGAUGAUUGAGAGCAACAAGAAAUGGCUGAAAGGCUUCAAGAAGGAUUCCAAAGUACCUCUCUCCCCGCUGGCACAGAAGCCCCCAGGCAGCAGCCCCAGCCUCCUGCAGCUGGGGCUGGAUGAAAACAGAGAGAUCAAGGUGUACCACUACUGAAAGCCGCCGAGCCACUCGCCCGUUCUGGCUGACGAGGACGCUGCACUUCAAGGGAGCCCAUCUGUGAGAAACCCUCUUCAAAGCCAUUCUCCUGAGACAGCUGCUGGGGGGAGGCUGUGAGGCUGCUGCCCCACACCCCCGUGCUGUGAGAGACCCUGGGGUGGGUGGGGGUGGGAGCCCCCCGUCCCUGCUCCCUGGGUGCAGUGUGCUGGCACACCGUGAGCCUGGCAUGGGGAUGUUUACAUGCAAAUAGAAAUCUAUUUUUGAUUAACAUCAUUUUAAAACUCUGAAGAAUGUAUGUAUUUUAUUUUUCCUGGCUGUUUUUCUAGAAUUUUUGUAAUUACUCAAUAGCCUUAUGCCUUCCUAGGAGAGGAGGGAUCUGAACACGGGUAUCCCAUCUGCUGUUGGAUUGCACAAACCCCUUCCUGCAGGGAUUUUGCUUUUAGUUUCCUGGAUACUCAGAGGACACAUGGCAAUCCUUCCAGUCAUGGGUUUUAGAAGGGACCCCACAGUUGUGGUUGCUGUGGCCAAAGCCAUAUCACUGAGUCCAUUCUGUGUUUUGGGAGAAGCAUGCCUUAAUGGUGCAGGGAAAUGCCAUUUUUUUUUAACAAUAACUUGGUUUGAAACAUGCUCCUUUCUCCUGUUAAAACCCAGGAGAGCAGAUGUAUCUGGUUUUGUAUAAAUUAAAUCAACGUGAGCCUGUUUUGUA
This is a messenger RNA of Lonchura striata (white-rumped munia), 4950 nucleotides long. Lineage: Eukaryota; Metazoa; Chordata; Aves; Passeriformes; Estrildidae. The record is from RefSeq and is a predicted model, not a curated record.